UCCCGGCGGCACAGGGCAGCGCCGCGGGGGCCGCACCGCCCCGGCCCCUCGGCACGGCACGGCACGGCCCCGCCGCCGCCGGCAUCGCCGCCAUGAGCGGCCCCUACCCGGAGGAGAGCUGCGCCGAGCGCCCCGAGUGCAAAAGUAAAUCGCCAACUUUGCUGUCCUCCUACUGCAUCGACAGCAUCCUGGGCCGGCGGAGCCCUUGCAAGGUGCGGCUGCUCGGCGCCGCGCCCAGCCUGCCCGCCACCGCCGCCCGCCCCGACAGCGACAAAGCUGCGCAAGGGUCUCCCAAAGGAAGUCCCCCCUUCGAGCCGGCCGAGCUGCACCUGCCGCCGAAAUUGCGCCGGCUGUACGGGCCGGGCGGGGGCCGGCUGCUGCCGCCGGGGUCGGCGGGGCCUCGGGGGGACCGUCCGGAGGGGCGGCUGGAGGGGGCCGCCGGCCCGAUGCCCGCCGCCGCCCCGUGGGACACGCUGAAGAUCAGCCAGGCACCCCAGGUCAGCAUCAGCCGCAGCAAGAGCUACCGCGAAAACGCGCCCUUCGUGGCCCCGCCGCCCGCCCGGGACGAGCUGGGCAGCCCCGCCGCGCACGUCGAGGAGCGGCCGGGCCCCACCGCCCCGGCCGCCGAGGAGGAGGAAGAGGAGGAGGACGAAGAGAUGCUAGAGGAGGAGGACGAGGAGGAAGAGGAGCUGGAAGAUGACGAGGAGGAGGAGCUGCUGGGAGAGGACGGCGGGGGGCUGCUGAAGGAGGCCCGGCGCAGCGCUGCCGCGGCCCCCGGUGCGGAGGGCGGGGAUCUGUCCCCCAAAGAGGAGCUGCUGCUGCACCCCGAGGAUGGUGAGGGCAAGGACGGCGAGGAAAGCGUUUGCCUCUCGGCCGGCAGCGACUCUGAGGAGGGGCUGCUCAAGAGGAAGCAGCGCCGCUACCGCACCACCUUCACCAGCUACCAGCUGGAGGAGCUGGAGAGGGCCUUCCAGAAAACCCACUACCCCGACGUCUUCACCAGGGAGGAGCUGGCUAUGAGGCUCGAUCUGACCGAAGCCCGAGUGCAGGUAUGGUUCCAGAACCGUAGGGCUAAGUGGCGGAAGAGGGAAAAGGCUGGGGCUCAGACACACCCCCCAGGUUUGCCUUUCCCUGGUCCCCUGUCAGCAACUCACCCCCUCAGUCCAUACCUUGAUGCUAGUCCUUUCCCUCCUCAUCACCCAGCUCUAGACUCCGCCUGGACCGCCGCUGCCGCCGCCGCCGCGGCCGCCGCCUUUCCCAGCCUGCCGCCGCCGCCCCCCGGUUCCGCGGCGUUGCCCCCCGGCGGGACCCCCCUCGGCCUCGGCACCUUCCUGGGGGCGGCCGUGUUCCGUCACCCCGCCUUCAUCAGCCCCGCCUUCGGCAGGCUCUUUUCCACCAUGGCCCCCCUGGGCAGCGCCUCCAGCGCGGCGGCCCUACUGCGGCAGCCGGCGCCGGCCGCCGAGGGGGCGGUGGGCUCGGCGGGGCUGGGGGACCCGGCCAGCGCUGCCGCGGAUCGGCGGGCGUCCAGCAUCGCCGCCCUGCGGCUGAAGGCCAAGGAACACGCCGCCCAGCUCACCCAGCUCAACAUUCUCCCCGGGAACAGCACGGGGAAAGAGGUGUGCUAAGAGCCGGGUGCUGUCCCGGGGUGCGGGUUAGAGGGGUGGUUUGGUUGGUUUUUUUAGGGGGGGGAGAGAAAAAAGGGACAGAAGGGAAAGAGGAGAGUAAACACACGAAUAAAUGAAGGUCACCUCAGCGCGAAUCAAGACCAAACGGGACGAAGGGGGGGAAAUUAACAAUUAAAACAAAAAAAAAAAAAAAAGGGGGGGAAAAAAAAAAAAAAGAGGACCAGCAGCUGAGACUGCGAUAGGUCCUCGAGUUAAGAACUUGGUGACAGCGAGCUCCUUUUGCAUCAGCCUUCACACGAGUGAACCGACACUGGCAAGCUCCUGAAUAAGUAACUCCUUGGCUGGUACAUUUCUGAAAAGUACGACAUGUUCAUUUCCUCUCUGAGCAUUAAGGGGGGGGAAAGAAAAAAAAAGAAAAAAAAGGCAAAAAAAAAAAAAGCCCUAAUAAAAGUUGUGAUCUAUUACCAUUACAUACACUAAAUAUUUUUCCCUCUGUUUAUCUGGCAAGAAAAAAAAAAAUAAAAAAUGAAACAUUUAAUCGUAAUUAAGAAAGGAAAAAAAGAAAGACAAGCAAAGCAGAGGGAAGCUACCCACGUCAUCUUAAUAUAACAUCCUAGGAUGUUAAGUUGAUCUGUUAGGAGCACUGGAGAACUCUUUUACAUGUUGAUGCAGCAACCUGCAUAUGCUAACCAAGGGUGUUGCCAGUGCAGACUGAAAGUAAAUUUGAUGCUGUAAGCUAACCAGUGCACUUAAGGGAAAGGGUAUAUCUUUUUCUUGUUAUAUUCUUUAUCACUACACCAACCAAGGUUUUUAUAUCAAACCAAAGGGAAAUACACUGCUAGAAUAUGGACUGUUUAAGUCACUAAACUGUGAUUAUUGAUUCUGUACAUACCAUUGUUAUAAAAAAAGAACAGAGCUUUGUAUAUUUGAAAUGUUAUAAAACAAUUGCACUCAGUGUAGUGUUGUAAAAGUUUGUCAUUCUGUAGAUUCUUACUGUGUUGUAGAUAUAAUAGGGUUCCUAGACAAAUAUUUAUGUACAAACCCUUUAUUUAACUUAUUAACUGUAGAGGUUUCUGAAACCCUCAAGAGGCGAUGGUACAGUA
Apus apus (common swift) is the source of this 2728-nucleotide messenger RNA. RefSeq names its product aristaless related homeobox (gene ARX). Gene Ontology annotation, biological process: regulation of transcription by RNA polymerase II. The coding region runs from base 93 to 1625 and encodes 510 amino acids. The record is from RefSeq and is a predicted model, not a curated record. The transcript has 5 exons. Gene Ontology annotation, molecular function: RNA polymerase II transcription regulatory region sequence-specific DNA binding; DNA-binding transcription factor activity, RNA polymerase II-specific. Lineage: Eukaryota; Metazoa; Chordata; Aves; Apodiformes; Apodidae.